GCGCGUUAUCAGAUAAAAAUAAAAACAACGCAAGGACGCGACAGAGAAUAUUUCACUAGUAAAAACCAUUCGGCAAAAGUGGGCAGUCUCAGGCCGGCGCCACAUCGAUCGGCUGAUUCACAGCGCGCAGUAAGAGCCUUAUUCGACGAUAUUUCGAUAGUCGACAUCGUCAAAAAUAUGUUUACACAUUAGCACUCUAUACCAUUGUAUUACGGCGAAAGAUGUGUAGAUAUCUUCAGCGUCGAUCAGACAUGUCCUGUUUCGCUACUGCGCGAAUUUCCUGUGAUUCAUUUGAAUAUGGAGGUGCCAAUUUCAGCCGGCUGUAGUGCCGGCCACAUGCGUGGCAGGAGCGCCACUGUGCAGUCGGUGUAUAACAAAUGUGUUUUUUUUUUCUUUAAGAUAACAUAUGAGUACAACAAGUGUCUGGAUGCGGUGUGAUUUAUUUUUAUCAUGGAGCUGACACUAUUUGUGAUAACGUUCCUGUGGUCUUUAAAAAUGUCUUCUGGCAUCCGAUGCUACAGCUGCGAGGUAGAGCACACCACAGCGUACAACAAGGCAGCCAAGACAUUUGAAGCCACACAGACGUGCGACCACUUCAACGGCAGCGACGUCAAUGCCAUAGAUUGCCCGGAGUCAACCAUGUGCGUCAAGCGAGUGACUACGCAGGACAUCGGGCCAGAUCUUUCAUCCAAAAGCGUCAGACGCGGCUGCGCCCCUCAAACCACAGAGGGCAUGCAAGAAAAGGUCGGAAGGCAUUGGAGGCCCGUGAACAAAAUCUACGAAGUGUAUGAAGAGGGUUGCAUUGACGACCCGAGUAACGAGCACAAGCUUACUAAAACAAUACUGUGUUACUGCAGGGGAGAUCUGUGUAACAGUAGCGGGGAGUUACCUAUAUUACCCGCUACUUUACUGAUAGCAUUAGGAACAAUGCUCCUAUUUCGUCCGUGUACUUAAAAUUGUGUUUAUCACUUUAUUUAUUUUCUUAUUUGGAGCACAAUAUUUUAGGUUAUGUUAUUUAGAAUAAGGUGGAUACAGUAGAAUUCAGUAGAUAGUGGAGGAACUCACAGCAAUUUAUCAGUGUUCAAUUUGCUUAGGGAACAACUUGGUUACUACAAUUUAGUUAAAAAACAUUAGAAUGUUAUUUGCCGAUUUCACGCACAUGAACGAGGAGGUGCGUUUUCAUGUUAUUAUUUUUUUUCCUAGCCUAUUAUGGCGUCCCACUGCUGGGCAAAGGCCUCUUGAUCUCCACAUCGUCAGGCGUCAUCAUCAUCAGAUCGCGAUUUAGUGUUAGGUAUAGUCAGCAGCCUAAGUUGGUAAGC
Cydia strobilella is the source of this 1319-nucleotide messenger RNA. RefSeq lists its product as uncharacterized. The coding region runs from base 451 to 954 and encodes 167 amino acids. The record is from RefSeq and is a predicted model, not a curated record. Gene Ontology annotation, biological process: regulation of synaptic transmission, cholinergic; sleep; positive regulation of voltage-gated potassium channel activity. NCBI's taxonomy places the organism in Eukaryota, Metazoa, Arthropoda, Insecta, Lepidoptera, Tortricidae. The transcript is spliced from 3 exons.